AUGCCUACACUCUCCAUACGCACUGUCGGGGAAGCAACUCUUGUAAUAUUCAGUAACCAGCCUGACUGCUUUCGGAUUUGUGCUGUCGCUGAUGCAAAUUAUUGGGAAGCCUCCUUCGACCUAGCUGAUGUUGUUAGGCAGUUCCCCACGAAAAACAGUUCAGAGUCGGCAGAUUACAUGUCUGACCUUGUGGCUGCAUUUGACGACCAAACCAACCAAACGGUCUCCUUUGCCUUAUCCACUGCUGGCCCUGAGGUGCGUGUUACGUGGUCACAGAGCCUUGCUGACGGCUUAAAGGUCAUCAGGGGUGAGUUCUGCCUUAAAAAAGCAGGUUCUUUGGAAGUUGGCGUUCCUCAGAUACUGAGUUUGUGUAAAGACUGCCUCUCUUCUCAACGCCAAGAGAUAUCCAACCUUCGGAAAGAGAAUUCGGAGCUCCGGUCGGUGGCCGAAACCGCCGUGCAGAAAUACUCUGAUGUUGUUGUAGAGGUUAGCCGUAAGGAGGAACACCUGUACGCCGUGUUUGCUGCCCUGCUAAAUACCAAGAAGGCUAAGAUUCGUACCCUGGAAGAAGCCAGUAGUCCAACCACCGCAAAGAAGAAGGAAGCGGACUCUCCCCCCUCCACGAUGGAGGUGGAUUCGCCUCCCGAAGCUCCGAAAACAGAAGAUGGUGAUUUCGCUUCUGUCCCACAGCUCUCGACCAAAGGGCUCGCCGAAAAGCUCUCAAAGAACAGUCCCCGAAAGCCCAGGACUGCAAGGGCCAAGAAGCCCCUACCAGCGGCUGUCGUCGGUGAGGACAUCAGCUUGGACGAUUUGGCCUGA
Molecule: messenger RNA, 819 nt
Organism: Dibothriocephalus latus
Lineage: Eukaryota; Metazoa; Platyhelminthes; Cestoda; Diphyllobothriidea; Diphyllobothriidae
Source: the annotation of a GenBank genome assembly